CCCAACAUGUACUAGCAAGGCAUACAGUGUGGAGUUACGGAAGAAAUGGGCUUUAUAUCGUAAAUAUUAAUUGUGCGAAACUGUUUUCGCAGCGGAAUUGUCCUAACGCUACCAAGGAAGCUACAGUAGAGGUUAAAUUACUGUAACAUAUCUUAUUUUCUGCCACCGCGGGAUGUUUGCAAAUACCAGUCCUUGUGUAACUUACGCACCGAGGGGUUUGACGAGGUCGUUGAGUAACGAUUACGUUUUUUGCUUCAAAUGUCUCAGAAGGACGACUCUGAAAAUGACAUUUGGGAGUAUAAACCUCUCGAGAAGAAAAAGAAGAAACACGACUCAUCGUCUGCAACUGUAACUGCAAGUAAAAGAAGAUGCACUGUCAGAAAAACCUCCAAAAGAGACACCUCCGUCCAAGUCAAGUCGCCAGGAAAGAGAGUCAAGACAGCUGAAAAUGGACAUUGUAGUACUACUGUUGACGGACAUGGCAGUUUAGAGCCACAUAAUCUGCCCUCAGAGUCAUUUACAACAGGUGACACAGACAAUGCAGCUGAGGGACCAUCCUCUGGAGACUUUUGCCCUGUGUGUCAGAUGCCCUUUUCCCUUUUGGUGGUGCAGACUCAAAGAUGGCAUGUUGCUGAAUGUAUUGACAUCCCCAGAGAUACAUGCAAAGAGUGCCCAGACGGCCUCCAGUGCCUCUCCACCAUUCCAAACCAUUACAAAAAAUUCAACCACACCCUCCUGGCUCAUAGCCGAGCAAAUGGUGACACGGACCUCCUUAGUCUGGCCCAGCAGGCAGAGACCAAGGGGAAGACCAGCCUCAGCAGUCUUUCAGGAGUGAUAAACAAUGAUGGCUCUAUUUUAGAGUCUUCACAGGACAGUGCUCUCAGUCUCUCUGCCUCAUCCAAUCAUAGUGACUCCCCUCACAGUAUUCACACUGGAACACCUCCAUCUAAACUUGCCAAUGGACUUCUGUUACUGCGUUCACCUGGCCCAGACGAUUUUAAGAAAAAGAAAGGCUGGUCAUCGACUACUAAAAGUCAAAAGUCUAUCAGUGCUUCCCAAGAAAGUAGAACAGAGCUUUCAUCCACUCCUAUCAAGGCAGAGAGUGGAAGACAAGCUUGUGAAGGUUUGCCCAUAAGUGAGCCCUCCCAUGUCAGCGAUGAUGCAAUAUCUUAUUCUCCGCUGUCUGAGUUCCCGGCAGAGACCGAAGUCAACAGUAGUGAAUGUAGAAAAUCCCUUUUUAAUAAUGAUGCAUUUGAAAAUGAGGAUGAAAACUCAAUGGAGCUGUUCAGUGACGGUUUCUCAAGUGAAGAUGAGAUCCUCACUCAAUUUAUAGAUAAUUUGGAAACCAAUAAUGUGCAAGGACAGGAGCCUGUUUCUUUCAACACCCAGCUGGAGUCACAUACCUCACCCACUAAUCAGCCAGCCCAAUUUGCAGUUGCUGAAAACCGGGCUGAUUCCACAGGUGGAGCGGAAUCUCAAGACACAUCUACCUGUGUUGUCAGUCCAUGUAAAAGCAGCUUUCAGUCUCCACAAAGUAUCGUUUUAGAGCGCCUGAGAAAGACUAUUCAAAGCUCAGACAGCCAGCAUUUGAAAAACUUGAAUGACAGCAGUAUUCAAGUGCCUGCAUCACAAACCUCUGUCGUCCAAAGAUCUCAGACUAUGCCGCCACAGAAGGCCAAGACAGGUCAGGCAUCCUGUCUGAAGCAGACUGACAUUGGAGUGUUUUUUGGCCUCAAACCCCUCAAGGAGAAAGUGGCUGAGAGUGGACCAAGUGAAGUCAACACCACCUCUGUUCCAACACUUGGUGAAAACUCAGGACAGAGACGACAAAGAGGAGAGAGGCAGAGACGGCAAAGAGGAGACAGGCAAAGAAAACGUCAGGCCGACACAACUGCAGAUACCUCACAGGAGGGAACAGUGACUGUAGAUAAUGUGGUGGACGCUCAGGGAGAAGCAGGGAGAGGUAGGACCAGAGGAUGGAGGGGAAAAAGGUGGAACAGAGUGAACGCUGAUGGAGAAGUAGAGUUACCACAUUGUCCCUUCUAUAAGAAGAUUCCAGGCACAAAGUUUGCCAUAGAUGCUUUUCGGUAUGGUGAGAUCCAGGGCAUCACUGCAUACUUCCUCACACAUUUCCACUCGGACCACUACGGAGGGCUGACCAAGAACUCCACGUUUCCAAUUUACUGUAACAAAAUUACAGGGAACCUGGUGAAGAGCAAACUGAAGGUGUCAGAGCAAUAUGUCCACAUCCUCCCCAUGAACACCCAGGUCACCGUGGAGGGAGUCAAGGUCAUCCUCCUGGAUGCCAACCAUUGUCCAGGAGCUGCUAUGCUGCUGUUCUUCCUGCCCGAUGGACAGACAGUCCUUCACACUGGAGACUUCAGAGCUGAUCCCUCGAUGGAGACGUACCCAGAGUUACUCAGCUGCAGGGUGCAGACACUCUACUUGGACACUACCUACUGCAGCCCUGAGUACACCUUCCCCAGACAGCAAGAAGUCAUUAGCUUUGCAUCCAGCACAGCCUUUGAACUGGUGACGCUCAGUCCCCGAACACUUGUGGUGUGUGGAUCAUACUCUGUGGGAAAAGAGAAGGUCUUUCUAGCUCUGGCAGAGAUCCUGGGGUCCAAAGUGUGCCUCUCUAGAGACAAAUACAACACCAUGUGCUGUCUGGAGUCAGAGCAAGUCAGACAACGUAUAACCACUGACUACAAGGCAGCCCAGGUCCAUGUGCUACCCAUGAUGCAGCUCACCUUCAAAAAACUGCAGGAUUACCUGGCACGUUUCUCAGGACGGUACGAUCAGCUGGUCGCCUUCAAGCCCACAGGAUGGACCUUCAGCCAGCAGGUGGAAUCAGUGGAGGACAUUCAGCCUCAGAUCAGUGGCAACAUCUCUAUCUACGGAAUCCCAUACAGCGAACACAGCAGCUUUCUGGAGUUGAAACGUUUCGUGCAGUGGCUCCAGCCCCUUAAGAUCAUCCCUACGGUGAACGUUGGCAGCUGGGCGAGCAGGAAGGCCAUGGAGAAAUGCUUCAGUGAGUGGAUGAUGGAAACGAAAGCUAAACGGUAGCUUAUUUACAGGUAAACUGUGUUCACAGCUGGACUCCGAAUCACCUCUGCUGCUGCUCGUUGGUAAUAAAAGCAAAACCAAUUAAUUCUCAAUACUGUAUGGCCAUGGGGAACAAAUAUUUCAAAACUGCAAAUUACUUUUAUUGUAGCUGCUUGCCUCAGACUGAACUCAUUACACUACACUAGUAAUUCAGCACACAAUGUUUGUGAUGAAGCAGGUGAAAUGCAAUCACAUCCUUUAAAAAAAGGUUAAGUGUUAUUCUUGAACCAAAUGAACCGCUUCAAUCCACAACAGGCUGAAUUACAAUAGCCGACACUCUGAAAGCCGUUUUUGUGUAAACAUGAUCCGAGGUCGUUCAUGCAUCGUGUCUACAGUUUGACCCAGUGUCAUACAAUGGAACUGAAUUAACCGCUUUGAAAUUGUGCAAUUUUAUUUUUAUCCGUAAACAUUUUUAUGCACGUAAAAAUAAAUGUUUUAACAUUCUUUUAAAA
Messenger RNA from Plectropomus leopardus (leopard coralgrouper), 3557 nucleotides. It is a transcript of the gene dclre1a, whose product is annotated as DNA cross-link repair 1A (PSO2 homolog, S. cerevisiae). Gene Ontology annotation, biological process: double-strand break repair via nonhomologous end joining; interstrand cross-link repair. NCBI's taxonomy places the organism in Eukaryota, Metazoa, Chordata, Actinopteri, Perciformes, Serranidae. Gene Ontology annotation, molecular function: 5'-3' DNA exonuclease activity; damaged DNA binding. The record is from RefSeq and is a predicted model, not a curated record.